GUCGGUGCUAUCGGUGCUCCUCGGAAGAUUGGCUUCUCUGCGACGUCAAACUCAACAUGACUCGUAUGAUGGUGGCGCUGAACGUAAAUGCUACAGGGCAAGGGGUAGACUCGGAGGCCAUGGAGCUCCUGAGAGAGUGUGUAGACCGGUACCGUCCCUUACUUACAGGAGCCGACUUGAAAAUCGGCAUAAACGCUGCAAUCGAUCCGCCGCUCGGCCGAUCGCCUUGUUUAGGGGACCUGCCCGGUCUUGCGUCCGGUACGGGCAGUUGCUCGAAAGAGACCACAAUUUGAAGCACUCGAAAUGAAGAGAACUGCAGCGAGCGUCGUCGCAUAGAUUGUCAUCGUCGCCGGCGCAUUUGCCUCCGCCAGCCGCCUCAUCCCGACGCGCCAGUGGCGGUGCGUUGCGCCGCUCUCUGAUUGGGUGAGCGGCGCCCGCCGGCCGACGUCUCCUGUGUCACCGGAAGAAUCUCUGACAGGGGAGACUUCGAGCGCAUGGAUCGGUCGGGCUUCCUGCGUGCCCGUCAUGGUCGCGAGCGAGCGAAGCGCAUCCGCAAACUUCCGACUCACCUCGCCACUCGGCCGACCUGAAAACAUUCAAGCGGCGAUGCGCCAACGGAGGAGCUGCUAUCUCUGCUAUACAUAAGGCCGCAAAUUUACGACUAAUACCCCAGCGCCCAACUCCUCCCGUCAGCUUACCCCAACUCGAUCUACCCGCCCUUUCGCAUCUCUGACAUUCGCCAUGGUCCUCCCUUCUGAGCCCGAGUUCGAGCAGGCUCUUGGCGAGCUUUCCGAGUCCAUCAAGGAGUUCUUGGCCGCCAACCCGUCCUACAAAAAGGCCUUCGAGGUCGUUCAGGUCCCUGAGCGUGUCAUCCAGUUCCGUGUUGUUUGGGAGGACGACCAGGGCAGGACCCAGGUCAACCGCGGUUACCGCGUUCAGUUCAACUCUGCUCUGGGUCCGUACAAGGGCGGUCUCCGUCUGCACCCCUCCGUCAACCUCUCCAUCCUCAAGUUCCUAGGCUUUGAGCAGAUCUUCAAAAAUGCCCUUACUGGUCUCAGCAUGGGCGGUGGUAAGGGUGGCUCCGACUUCGACCCCAAGGGCAAGUCCGACAACGAGAUUCGCCGCUUCUGCUACGCUUUCAUGAGCGAGCUCCAACGCCACAUCGGCGCCGACACCGACGUUCCUGCCGGCGAUAUUGGUACCGGCGCACGCGAGGUUGCGUACAUGUUCGGCGCGUACAAGAAGCUCCGAAACGAGUUCGUCGGUGUACUCACCGGCAAGGGUCUCACCUGGGGAGGUAGCCAUAUCCGCCCUGAGGCUACUGGCUACGGUCUUAUCUACUAUGUCGAGCACAUGAUCGCCAAGGCGUGUCCGGAGUACAGCCUGAACAAGUCCGAGACGCUUGUCGCCAUCUCCGGCUCGGGCAACGUCGCGCAAUACACCGCGCUCAAAGUUCUCGAGCUCGGUGCGACCCCUCUCUCGCUAUCGGACUCGAAGGGCACUUUGAUCGCCAAGAGCACCGUCCGCGGUGAGGGCUUCACCAAGGAGCACGUGGAGAAGAUCGCCGAACUCAAGCUUCGUGGCGGCAGCCUCGAGUCGAUCGCGUCCGAGUUCGGGUCCAAGUUCGAGUACCAUGCCGGCAAGCGCCCGUGGACGCUCCUGCCCAAGGUGCACAUCGCGCUCCCGUCCGCCACGCAAAACGAGGUGUCUGGCGAGGAGGCAGAUGCGCUCAUCAAGGCCGGCGUGCGUAUUGUCGCCGAGGGCUCCAACAUGGGCUGCACCCCGGAGGCGAUCGAGGUCUUCGAAAAGUCGCGUCUGGCGGGCGGGCCGAACGCGGUGUGGUACGCGCCGGGCAAGGCGUCCAACUGCGGAGGCGUCGCCGUAUCCGGGUUGGAGAUGGCCCAGAACAGCCAACGGCUGAACUGGACGCAGGCCGAGGUCGACGCGAAGCUGAAGAAGAUUAUGGCGGAUUGCUACGAGAUCUGCCUCGACGCGGGCUCGAAGUGGUCUGGCGAGCGCAAGGCCGACGUGCUCCCGAGCUUGCUCGUGGGCGCUAACGUCGGCGGGUUCAUCAAGGUCGCCGAUGCCAUGCGCGUGCAGGGCGAUUGGUGGUAGGCGCUUGUCGACCCUGCCUGAAAUCAAAAGGUCGUUCGCUGGGUGAACGACGACCAUCAUGAAUCAACACUGGUGAAGCGAUGUUGUGUACCAGUAUCGGCACUUACUCUCGUGCCGCAAUCUUGUAUUUCUACAUGCGAAGAUACUAUCAACUGUACCUGGAAUAUCUAUGCGCCAAGGAUGUACG
This is a messenger RNA of Punctularia strigosozonata HHB-11173 SS5, 2302 nucleotides long. Its product is annotated as NADP-specific glutamate dehydrogenase. The transcript has 5 exons. Gene Ontology annotation, molecular function: L-glutamate dehydrogenase (NADP+) activity. Gene Ontology annotation, cellular component: cytosol. Bases 742 to 2115 code for a protein of 457 amino acids. The record is from RefSeq and is a predicted model, not a curated record. Lineage: Eukaryota; Fungi; Basidiomycota; Agaricomycetes; Corticiales; Punctulariaceae.